This is a messenger RNA of Drosophila elegans, 1176 nucleotides long. Its product is annotated as serpin I2-like. Bases 1 to 1176 code for a protein of 391 amino acids. NCBI's taxonomy places the organism in Eukaryota, Metazoa, Arthropoda, Insecta, Diptera, Drosophilidae. The transcript has a single exon. Gene Ontology annotation, molecular function: serine-type endopeptidase inhibitor activity. The record is from RefSeq and is a predicted model, not a curated record.
AUGGCGGCUUUUGUUGGCUUACUAUCUUUGCUCCUUUUUUUCGGGGCUAUCCUGGCUGAAGAAGCCGACGAGGUUGAGGAAACGCCCGAGGCCAGAAGGAAAUGGGGUGGGCGGUAUGGAGAUUACAACUUUGCCGGAUUACUAUAUAACCAUGUUGCGUCUACGUUGAAUGGCAACCGGGAAUUUUUGAUCUCACCACUGGGGGUUUCACAAGCCCUGGGAUUGCUUCUCUUCGCGGUGGGUCCAAAAUCGGCGGCCGAAAUCGAUGGCCUUUUAUACCCAAAAGGGGCGAAUGCAAGUGGCUUGCGACCUCGUCAUCUUCUGCAGAGUGGUAAACUGACGUACGCGACAGUGGCUUCGUUGCGACCGGAUGUCUAUAUAGAUCCCGGCUUCCUAAGGGAUGCUGCUGAACUGGAUUCCUACGUUUACAGGACCCACUUUGCACGACGGGACCUAAAGUCCUUGAACACUUUUCUCAAAUCGAAGUCCCAGGGAAUUGACGUCAACCUACAAUACUUACUGGACGAUUAUUAUCCUGCGAAUCGCCUGCUAUUUUUCAAUGUCUUGGACUUUGAGGCGCAGUUUAGGUAUGGCUUUAAUAUUGAAAAGCGAGCUUUGGUGGCCACAAGGACCUUGGCUUGGCAUGGACACAUUCCGGAGUUAAGAAGUCGAGUCUUGGGACUUCCUUUAAAGGAAUCUAGUGCCCUGCUGCUGAUCCUGCUACCCAUUCGUAAGGCAAAAGUGCAGAUGGUUGAGCGUAGACUAAGCACAGUGGAUGUGCGAAAGCUACGCAGCCGAUUGAAAAUAACCCUGAUGAACAUCAGCCUGCCCAAGGUUGAGAUACGGCAGCUCCUCCAGUUGCGAGAACCUCUGAGAAAAGCUGGAAUAACCACAGUCUUCAACAAGACCAGCGCCGAUCUCAAUGCCUUCAGAACGGAGCUGCCAUUGGAUGACGUUAUAGUUUUCACGAAAAUCAACAUCUUUAGUCAAGGCAUCAAUGCGGGCACUUCGAAUACCACCAAAAGCGAGCAAAUUGCCCAGCAGGAGACGGAUAACGAGCGAGCAUUCGUCAGUGAGGAGAAACCCCUGCAGUUCGAGGCUCUGAGACCGUUUAUUUAUGCGGUCGUGGAUUCGCGACAUGUCUACCUAAUGGGUCGCCAUUUCCCGACUUUGUGA